CUCGCGAGAUUACCAAUGUUACAGAAGACUGGGGCUUGGUCUUGAAGUUUUCAGAUGCAUCUGUAGAUGAAUCAUAACAGCACCAAGAUGUCGGGACGAUCAGGCCGAGCUGAGACCCGAAGUCGGGCUAAAGACGACAUUAAAAAGGUUCUGGCCGCCAUCGAGAAAGUGCGCAAAUGGGAGAAGAAAUGGGUGACAGUUGGAGACACGUCUUUACGCAUUUUCAAGUGGGUUCCAGUAACGGAGACAAAGCAGAUAUUUCGCACCAAAUCCAGUAGUGGAGAGGUCCGGGGUCUCAAAGAUGUGGUGAUUGAAAACACCAACUCAAUGCUGGAUUUCACCGAUGAAAACAGCAACCAGAGUUUUCUGUCGGAUGUUUAUCAGCCAAAACUUGACAACAGCAGCAGCACAUCGAGCUCGCAGCACGUCAGCCCUCCACAUACCUACAGCCUGCGGGCCGAAGACUCUCAGCCGCCCAUGCUCGGACAGGAGACGGUCGACGAGCCAGUACAUUCAGGUCGGGAGGGUGCGGACGAGCCGCCGACGCUCAUCAAGGAGGACCCGCUGACAUCUGGAACUGCCAGGCGGAGAACUCCAGACACUCAGGAUGAAUUAGAUGAAUCGGGAGCACCGCCUUUAAAGAGGAUUUGCACAGGGGAAAAUAAUGGCUUGAGAUAGCUUUUUUUUUUUUUUUUUCCUAUUCGUUCUAUCCAAAUGCACAACUUCCUUGUUCUUGGUUGAUGUAAGAUUAGCAAAGCUUUCAGAAAAUUUCUGGUCCAGAUAUUACAUUUCAGCAAUUAGGGAAAAUGAUUUAGCUUUUUUUAUGUUUAGUAUUUAGUGUUUUGUUGUUUGGGUUGAUUUGUUUUUAAUUGAAUGAGGACAGUUUUUUAAAUUUUUUAUAUGUAUGCAGCUCUGGGUAUCUCACUUCAGAUGCUGUAAACAUUGAAUUUUAUAUGUUGUACUUUAGUUAGACUUUUGGUAUUCUUAUGAAUAUACUGGCUAGCCUUUUUUUUUCCAUGUGUAGCUUUCUGCAGAUUGAUGUUUAAAUGUAACCUUAAGUUUUUAAUUUGAUGUUUCUUGUGAUAAAUCUUAUGGUUUGUUUCAUUCAAGAAUAAAGUGAUUUUUAAAAAAUCAAUA
This is a messenger RNA of Poecilia latipinna (sailfin molly), 1137 nucleotides long. It is a transcript of the gene bcl7bb, whose product is annotated as BAF chromatin remodeling complex subunit BCL7B b. The transcript is spliced from 6 exons. NCBI's taxonomy places the organism in Eukaryota, Metazoa, Chordata, Actinopteri, Cyprinodontiformes, Poeciliidae. The record is from RefSeq and is a predicted model, not a curated record. Bases 67 to 678 code for a protein of 203 amino acids.